This is a messenger RNA of Staurois parvus, 315 nucleotides long. NCBI's taxonomy places the organism in Eukaryota, Metazoa, Chordata, Amphibia, Anura, Ranidae. The record is from the annotation of a GenBank genome assembly.
UCCAAUCCCCUCCCAUAUCAUGUGAUUCAGGUGUUCCAAUCCCCUCCCAAUCAUGUGAUUCAGGUGUUCCAAUCCCCUCCAUGGACACAGGUGUAUACAAUCAAGCCCCUAGGCAUGCAGACUGCUUCUACAAACAUUGGUGAAAGAAUGGGUCGCUGUCAGGAGCUCAGUGACACCAAGCGUGGUCCCGUGAUAGGUGGCCACCUGGGCAAUAAGUCCAUCCGUGACAUUUCCUGGCUACUAAAUAUUCCACGCUCAACUGUUAGUGGGAUUAUAACAAAGUAGAAGCAACUGGGAACAACAGCCACUCAGCCA